CUGCUAGUGGUUAUCGCGUUUGUAUUGAAUCUCAUUGCUUUCGGAUUAACUGUUGCGGCCUAGCAGAGGAGAAGUACCAUGAAUUGUUUUUUUUUACUAUCCUUACUCUCAGAACUCCAGUGGUGUUUUUAAUAUCUGGGUUGGUUUAAUAAAGUUCAUGCUUCCAUGGGGUUUUGUUUGGUUGCUGAGGAAUGUUUGUAUAGUUUCUGGGUUUUGCAUUCUUUUUCCUGUUUGGUUGCCGAGAAAAUUUGCAGAAACGGAGUAAGCAAUAUUUGGUUUCUUAUUGGUGGGCCCAAGAUUAUCCAGGACAUUGAAAAGUAGUAAACUUCCUGUGUGUAUGAUUCAGACGUGUCAACCGGCUAUGGAGUUGGCUCGUUUUUCUUACUCUUUGCCAAUCAAGUGCUUACGAUGAGGGCAAGCUGAUGCUUUCUUGCGGCAAAUCUUGAUUUUUAGGGUUUUUCAAAUGUGGAUUCUUUUAAAAUAUUGAGUGAAAAAUUUCAAGUGGAUACUCGGGCUUUGGACUCGGUCCACACCAGAAGCCCAAGGUUCGUCUUAACAAAGAAGAUAAAAUUGGGGUUUACAGAAUUACCACUCUCCCAAAACUCCUCGUAUAUACUCCCAACACCAACCAACACUCGUCCACUCUCUGCAGUCCAACACCAAGAAGCUCACCAUCAAGAAGAAACAAAAAUGGUGAACGUUCCGAAGACAAAGAAGACGUACUGUAAAAGCAAGGAGUGCAAGAAGCACACUUUGCAUAAGGUAACACAGUACAAAAAGGGGAAGGAUAGUCUUGCAGCUCAAGGAAAGCGGCGGUAUGAUCGGAAACAAUCUGGUUAUGGUGGACAAACCAAGCCUGUCUUCCACAAGAAGGCGAAGACUACUAAGAAGAUUGUUCUGAGACUUCAGUGCCAGAGUUGCAAGCAUGUGUCCCAACACCCGAUCAAGAGGUGCAAGCACUUCGAAAUUGGUGGAGACAAGAAGGGAAAGGGGACUUCAUUGUUUUAAGCAUGUAGCUAAUGUGCUGAUACAUUUCAUUCAUAUUACUUUUUUUUUUUUCUCUUUGGUUUCCUCAGGUUGUAUUCCAUUUAGUUCUGCUCUGUUGUUUCUGCAGAUAUUGGUCUUUUGAAAUUUGGUUCAAUGUGGUUCCUAUAGCAUGUUUGAAUUGAGCAGAGAAAUGAAAGUAAAAUAUUUAUAA
Carica papaya (papaya) is the source of this 1198-nucleotide messenger RNA. RefSeq names its product large ribosomal subunit protein eL42. Gene Ontology annotation, biological process: translation. Gene Ontology annotation, molecular function: structural constituent of ribosome. Gene Ontology annotation, cellular component: ribosome. NCBI's taxonomy places the organism in Eukaryota, Viridiplantae, Streptophyta, Magnoliopsida, Brassicales, Caricaceae. The record is from RefSeq and is a predicted model, not a curated record.